This is a messenger RNA of Stylophora pistillata, 2942 nucleotides long. RefSeq lists its product as uncharacterized. Lineage: Eukaryota; Metazoa; Cnidaria; Anthozoa; Scleractinia; Pocilloporidae. Gene Ontology annotation, biological process: DNA replication-dependent chromatin assembly; nucleosome assembly. Gene Ontology annotation, molecular function: protein binding. The record is from RefSeq and is a predicted model, not a curated record. Gene Ontology annotation, cellular component: CAF-1 complex; nucleus.
UGAGAGCUUUGUUGAUCACUCGUUCUCUUCCACGGUUCUGUCAUUUUUCAUACUUGAGCAUUUUUCUAUAAUUCUUAGCCAAAGUAUUCAACGAUGAAGCUUAAUACUCCAGAAAUCGCCUGGCACGGAAAAGAACCAAUUCUGAGCGUCGAUUUUAGCAAAGUAGGAUCAAAAUGGCGACUUGCUACCGCGGGUGCAGAUAACGAUGUAAAGAUCUGGUCGAUCGCAUGCGGUGAUGGUCAAAAGACAGUUAUUGACUUUUUAGCAAAUUUGAGUCGCCACACAAAAGCUGUUAACGUGGUGAAGUUUUCUCCGAAAGAUGAGAUUCUUGCAUCAGGAGGAGAUGACUCCAUGAUUAUUUUGUGGAAGCUCAAUAACUCAGGCGAGAGGAACACAACUGACAUAUUCAUGGAUGCAGAUGAAAUACCAAACAAGGAAUCCUGGACUUUUCACAAGGCUCUGAGGGGGCACAUUGAGGAUAUAUAUGACCUUCAAUGGUCACCAGAUGGAAACAACAUCAUUUCAGGAUCUGUUGACAAUAGUGCUAUCAUUUGGGAUAUAGUAAAAGGUCAGAAACUUGUAAUCUUGAAGGACCAUAAACAUUAUGUGCAAGGAGUUUGCUGGGAUCCCCUUGGCCAAUAUGUUGUGACAAAUUCAAGUGACAGAAGUUGCAGGCUUUACAAUCCCAACUCUUAUCGCUGUUGUUAUAACAUAACAAAGCUGUUGGUAAAUGGAUCUCAAAAGCCAACAGAAAAUGGAGAGGCAUUUAAGCAUGGGAAAAUGUUUCAUGAUGAAACCCUGCCCUCAUUCUUUCGCCGGCCAAGUUUUUCACCGGAUGGAUCAUUGCUUCUAGUUCCAGCUGGCCGGCUGGAGGUUGGUGAUCAGAUCAUCAACACAACUUAUGUUUUUACCCGAGGAUCUCCAAACAAACCAGUACUUUAUCUGCCAAGUCCUCAAAAGGCCACUGUGGCAGUACGAUGUUGCCCUAUCCUAUUUGAACUAAGACAAGCUGAAGGUGAUGGCAAAUCUGCAAAAAGUAUCUUCAAGUUACCUUACCGGAUGGUCUUUUCUGUAGCAACAAUUGAUUCCAUUUUAUUAUACGACACUCAACAAGCAGCACCUUUUGGUUACAUAACCAAUAUUCAUUAUGCUGCCCUCACUGAUCUUACUUGGUCCAGUGAUGGAAGUAUGCUUGUGGCUUCCUCUUCCGAUGGCUACUGCACUAUUGUCCACUUCAAAGAAGGAGAACUUGGUGUACCUUGCAGCCUCUCAAUCAAACAAGUGUUGGAGAGAAGCAACUCACCACUGCUGCAAAGUUCUGAUACUUCAGGCAAAAUGGGCAAAAACUUGCGAGCCUCUUCACCCUCAGAGAAAGAAAAGAAUGAGGAAAAGUGUGAUAAAAUACCCCAGUCUACAAAGAAGGAGCAACUUGGCAAGAUUAGCAUGUUUACAGUUCCUAUGAAGAUUACACCAACCAAACCUGCCAGAAAAGGGGCUCCAAAGACAAUUUCUUUGGCACCAGCCCCUUCAAAGCCAGGAGCUGCCAAUCCAGUUUCUGAAGAUUUGAGUAUGGCAGCUUCUAUCAGUCUGGUACAAUCUUCCCUGCCUGCUGCAAACACUGCAGGACUGCAGCAGACUCAUGCUGGUCCCAAACAUGUGACAUUGUCGUCAGCACAAGGGCAGCUAAAUGGAAAUAAUUCAAGUGGUCAGAUGACACCAAGGCGUGUUGCUCUGGCACCUGGUGGUCAGAUGACACCAAGGCGUGUUGCACUAAUGCCAGCAGGAAGCUGCCAACCCAACAAGAGCUCUGCUGAGAUCAAACCAACUACUCAGGUAACACCAAGGCAUGUUGCUCUGGCACCUGUGGAGGGUGCAUCCAAGCCUGAAAACACAGUGACCGAAACAAAGGAAGGAAAGCAAGUUCUGGAACAAGUACUGAAGCACAACACACUGGAGUCCAGCCCUGCUAGUGGAAACAUACCCCCAGUUGAUGACAGAACUAGGGAAACUCUUCUUAUGCAUUUGUCCUCUCCAUCUCAAACUACACUUGCACCCAGAAGAGUACCCCUUGUGACAUUGGCAAUUGAUCUUGAGAAAGCCUGCACAAAGGAAUCAUCACAGGCAUCCCAACCACCUGGAACAUCUUCUAUAUCAGACCUUAAAACUUUGGUUAACGAAAAUGUCACAAACAAAUCUACAGAGCCCACUUUAAAACAGUCAGUGUUAGCAAGAUGUGAUAAAACUUGUACAACUGACCACUCUAAGCCGAGGAGAAUAGCACUGACCCCUGUUCCAGCUGUAACCCAGAUACCAUCCAUAACUUCUCCCACAGAGAAGGAAAACAGCACAGUAAACCAACCUCCACAGCCUAGAAGAGUAAUGCUUACUACACUUGAACCUCUUGGAGGUGGGAACACUCAGGUUGAACAGCCACAAGGCAGUUUUAAGAAAUGCCUGACCAAAAGUAGACAUAUUCCUUUAGAACCAAAAAUCAUUGUACUAGAUGACUGACAUGUAGCUAGAAGUAUUAAGUUAAAAUAUAAAACCUUGUUAUCAGUGGUAAAUAAUGUAAAUGAACUUCUCAAUGCAUCGACAAGAUUAUGAUUGACAUUUAGUCAGCCUUUCCUAUUUCAAAGGACACUCCAUCCCUUUACAAGGAUUUCUGUAAUGAUGGGUUUAACUGCAGAAAAUACUUUUUUAAUGCUGGACUAGAGUUGUUUUAAAAUUUAAAUGUAGUGAAAUCCUCUGAUGGUUAGUCUUUCUCUAAAAACCUUUUUGGAUAUUAAAUUAAUGAAAGACAACUUGCAGAGAAAAAAACAUAAUUCUCUUAAUUGGCUGUCUUCUUCAAAUCUUGUUUGCAUAAUAGGAGUGCAUCAAGUAGUGUGUGAGGGGAAUGAAAAAAUGUAAAUAUUUAUAUUUUUCAUUGAAUAAAAUAUUGCCAC